This is a messenger RNA of Arachis duranensis, 2037 nucleotides long. Its product is annotated as CMP-sialic acid transporter 3. Gene Ontology annotation, biological process: pyrimidine nucleotide-sugar transmembrane transport. Gene Ontology annotation, molecular function: pyrimidine nucleotide-sugar transmembrane transporter activity. Lineage: Eukaryota; Viridiplantae; Streptophyta; Magnoliopsida; Fabales; Fabaceae. The record is from RefSeq and is a predicted model, not a curated record. Gene Ontology annotation, cellular component: Golgi membrane.
ACUACAUCUCAAAUAUUACACAAUACGCUUUUCUCUCUCUCUCUCUCUCUCUCUCUCUGAUCUCUCUCACUCAACAUAUUCGUAGCAUAUCUUUAAACUUAGAAUUCAAUUUCAGUUUCCAUUAGGACAGGAAUAAAACGAAGCAGAAGAAUAAACAGAAACAGAGUGAAUUCGAAUUCAGUUUAUAUUUUUCGAAAACUCUUAGCUCGUAUCCGAAUCGAGUCACUUCAAAUUCGGUGCCCGCCAGCUGCCUAGAUCAAACUCCUUCUCUCGUAAAUGCUCGGUUUGGACUCGAUCUAGAUCGAGUUCUUCAUACACUGAUAUUGUGGGAGGAUUUACAUGAAGAACGGGAUGAUAGAAUGCCAUGUUUGCCAUUCCAAAUUGGUCUCCCCGUCUACCAAGACUAUAUCAAGGGCUUAUGACCGCCACAAAAGUAGGCUAUCACACAAGCAGCGCGCUCUCAAUGUGUUUUUGGUUGUUGGUGACUGCAUUCUAGUUGGAUUACAGCCUAUUCUUGUUUAUAUGUCCAAGGUGGAUGGGAAAUUCAAUUUUAGCCCAAUUAGUGUUAAUUUUUUGACAGAGGUCGCAAAGGUUUUCUUUGCUGUUGUUAUGCUUUUAUUCCAGGCUAAGCAUCAGAAGGUUGGGGAGAAGCCUCUUCUAUCAAUUUCUACAUUUAUGCAGGCGGCUCGUAACAAUGUCCUUCUUGCUGUUCCUGCUCUUCUGUAUGCUAUAAACAACUAUCUGAAGUUUAUCAUGCAGCUUUAUUUCAACCCUGCUACUGUAAAGAUGCUAAGCAAUUUGAAGGUUUUAGUAAUAGCAGUUUUGUUAAAGGUGAUUAUGAAGCGCCGGUUUUCCAUUAUUCAGUGGGAAGCUCUUGCUCUAUUGCUAAUUGGUAUCAGCGUUAAUCAAUUACGAUCUUUACCCGAAGGAACCACAGCCAUGGGUCUUCCUGUCACCAUGGGUGCAUAUCUUUAUACACUGAUCUUUGUCACUGUUCCAUCAUUGGCCUCUGUUUAUAAUGAGUAUGCUUUCUACUGAUUAUCUACUUUUGAUUUACAGAACUUAUUUUUGUAUGGAUACGGAGCUAUAUUCAAUUUUCUUGGGAUAAUUGGUACUGCUAUAAUCAAAGGUCCUAGCAGCUUUGAUAUCCUACAAGGUCAUUCAAAAGCCACUAUGCUGUUGGUAGCAAACAAUGCUGCCCAAGGGAUUCUAUCCUCUUUCUUCUUCAAAUAUGCAGAUACAAUUUUGAAGAAGUACUCAUCAACAGUUGCAACAAUCUUUACGGGCAUAGCCUCUGCUGCACUCUUUGGACAUACUUUAACAAUGAACUUCAUUAUAGGCAUUUCUAUUGUAUUCAUCUCAAUGCACCAGUUCUUUUCACCACUUUCAAAAGUCAGAGAUGAACAGAAUGGUGUGCUGGAGCUGCAUGACGUUCAUGACAAACAAAGGUCAAAGGAAUCCUUCAUAAAUAUGGCAGCCGGAGCAAAUGAAGAGGCUCAUAUGCAUGAUGAGAGAAAGCCUCUUCUUCCAACCUAGAUUGACCUACCUAUGUGGUGCACUCUUUAUAAAGUCCUAAGCAUAAGAAUUAAUUUUGACUUUUGCGAUAGCUUUGCAUGGAAGGGAUUUUUCUACUUGGUUCAUAAGGCCAUGAAUUCUUUACUACAGGAGUCUGCAUGUUAGCAAGCUACAACUUUCAGCCGCUGAAAGCUGAAGAUUUUGAUAGAGAAUAGAAAAAGGGCUCUUCGCAUCUGGCAUUUCAAUGUGGAUUUUACUUGUAAUACAUUUUUCUUUUUCUUUUUUCUUUUUUCUCAUCUUGGAUAUUGUUUUCCCUUAUUAUUUUUGUUUCUUGCUAUAUUUACUUCAGCCCGUUUCAUCUCUAUUAUGUUAUUCUUUACAUUUAUUACAUGUCUUAGGUAUUUCACCUUUACGAGAUAAUGGGUGAAUAAUAGAAAAUGAAAUACAUCCUCUUUCCUUGUAGAAAAAUGAUAUUUAUAUGUAUGCUUGCAGGGCCUGUUAAUCCAUUUUAUAUUAUUUCUA